AUGAGCGGUCCUGAAAUUACCGCUGCCUCGGCGUCGGUUGGCGAGUAUGGGGAUAGGAAAAGAACCGAGUUUAUCAAGGUGCAGAAUGAGGAUGAGCUGCGGUUGGCCCAGAUGGGGCAUAAACAGGAGUUGCAGCGCCAUUUCUCGCUUUGGAGUUUGAUUGGACUGGCGGCGAAUUGUACUAUUUCAUGGACAGGUCUCGGCUUGGGUUUAAUGACUGCGAUUAAUGCAGGGGGUCCUGGCGCCCUGAUAUAUGGCUUCAUCCUCGUUUUUAUCCUUCAAUGUUUCGUCGGCGCUUCCCUAGCAGAAUUUGUAUCGGCAUACCCCACAGAAGGAGGAAUGUAUCAUUGGAUUGCUGCGAUUGCCCCCAAACGAUAUAAUAGCUUGCUCAGCUUUGCCACUGGCUGGUGCACUGUGUUCGGAUGGAUAUUCACAACUGCAUCAACCAAUUUGAUUUAUGCUACAACCACCAUGGCGUUGAUUGCUCUUUAUCAUGAUAACCUGGUGGUUCUCCCGUGGAUGACUUUCGUCGCAUAUCAAAUCCUCAAUCUCGUGACUGCAGGCGUUGUCAUGUUCGGAAAUCGGUUGAUUCCGACGCUCAACAAGUUUUCAUUGGUCUACCUGCAAUUGGCCUGGUUUGUUACCAUGGUGGUUGUGGCUGCGAAAGCCCCAGUUCACAAUGACAGCAAGUUUGUGUUCCGUACCUGGAUCAACAACACUGGCUGGGACAACAAUGUUAUCUGCUUUAUCACUGGACUGGUAAAUCCAAUGUACUCACUUGGAGGUCUCGAUGGAAUUUCGCACAUCACGGAAGAAAUGCCCAAUCCUGGAAGAAAUGCCCCUCUGGGAUUAGCUAUAACCUUGUCAAUUGCGUUCGUGACCGGACUAUCAUAUCUGCUCAGCCUGAUGUAUUCAGUUCAGGAUUACGACACUUUGGCUAACACACAUACUGGUCUUCCUCUUGCUGAGCUCUUUUGGCAAGCAACAUCUACAAGAGGUGGAGCUUUCGCACUGGUAUUCAUGGUGUGGGUUGCUCUUGGGCCCUGCGUCAUCGGUUCACAGUUGAGUACUGGGCGAGUAUUCUGGGCAUUUGCCCGUGAUGAUGGCCUGCCUUUAUCGAAGAUCUGGGCCCGAGUCCACCCCAAGCUGGGCUCGCCAUUCAAUGCACAGCUCUGUGUUACCGUGAUCGUCGGCCUUCUUGGCUGCAUCUACUUGGGAUCAAGCACAGCAUUCAAUGCAAUGAUGAGUUCUGCCGUGACAAUCAACAAUUUUGCCUACCUUGUGCCAAUUCUGACGAACGUUCUCUUGUUCCGUCGAACUAUGCACCGUGGUCCGUUCUUCAUGGGUCAGACGUUGGGAAUGACCGUGAACAUCGUUUCCCUGGCGUGGCUGGUGUUUGCCAUCGUCUUUUUCUCGUUCCCGUACCAGAAGCCUGUAACCGUUACAAACAUGAACUAUACAUGUGUUGUUGUAGGCGGGUUUUUAUUCAUUGAGCUUGCUUGGUGGCUCAUCGCUGGAAAAAAGUAUUCUGAGACUGUGCAGCGCGCCAAAGAAGAAGGAACUAGUGAAACAGUGGUGAUUGGCGAUGGAAAGUCCGAUGAUUGA
This is a messenger RNA of Penicillium griseofulvum, 1605 nucleotides long. RefSeq lists its product as uncharacterized. Lineage: Eukaryota; Fungi; Ascomycota; Eurotiomycetes; Eurotiales; Aspergillaceae. The record is from RefSeq and is a predicted model, not a curated record. Bases 1 to 1605 code for a protein of 534 amino acids. Gene Ontology annotation, cellular component: membrane. Gene Ontology annotation, molecular function: transmembrane transporter activity. Gene Ontology annotation, biological process: transmembrane transport. The transcript has 12 exons.